This is a messenger RNA of Ornithodoros turicata, 857 nucleotides long. Its product is annotated as putative divalent cation/proton antiporter TMEM165. Gene Ontology annotation, biological process: calcium ion transmembrane transport; Golgi calcium ion transport; manganese ion transmembrane transport. Gene Ontology annotation, cellular component: Golgi apparatus. The record is from RefSeq and is a predicted model, not a curated record. Gene Ontology annotation, molecular function: manganese ion transmembrane transporter activity; calcium ion transmembrane transporter activity. Lineage: Eukaryota; Metazoa; Arthropoda; Arachnida; Ixodida; Argasidae. Bases 180 to 800 code for a protein of 206 amino acids. The transcript is spliced from 7 exons.
AGUCCUUAUCGGACGAUGUUUGCCUUCGACAAGAAACGUGACUUGAAGACCUUUUCAAGUGGAUGUCAAUCAACUGUUGGUGCUGAUGACGUGUGUAAAAGAAAAUGCUCAUGGUUGCAAACCUAGAAGGCGCAACUAGUCUCGGAAUAUUUGGGUAGCGACCAAGAGGGAAUUUGCAGAUGGAAUCUCGGACGGUGGCCGCCGCCGUGAUGAUCUUGUGUUCUGAAAUGGGAGAUAAAACGUUCUUCAUUCAUGCCGUGAUGGCCAUGAAACACUCGCGGGCUGCAGUCAUGUGCGGUGCCUUGUCCGCAAACACACUCAUGUGUGUCCUUUCAGUCUUCCUGGGAUCGGCUGUGUCCUUAUUACAGAAGGUGUACACGCACUAUCUCUCUGUAUUCCUUCUUGUCACCUUUGGCCUGCUCAUGAUUGGGGAAGGAUUCAGCAUGGAGAAAGAAGGCUGCAAAGGGCGAACUCAAGUCGCCGAAACGCAGCGGAAGAAACCAUUGAUGGCAAAGAGUGCGUCGUCCGUGUUGAAGGAAACAUUCAUGCUCACCUUCCUGGGUGAAUGGGGGGACAGAUCCCAAGUGACCACAAUUGCAAUGGCCGCCAACGAGGGCGCUGUGGCUGUUGUCCUAGGCGCUGUGAUAGGACACGCUGUCUGCAUUUGUAUCGCAGUGUUUGGAGGCAGCAUGGUAGCCGACAAAGUAUCUGUGCGUUCAGUUACCCUUUUUGGCGGAGUCAUAUUCCUGAUGUUCGCAGCGGCUGGAGUCAUCAUGGGACCAGAUUCCUACGCUCCCUGAACGCUCCUGACUGGAACAUAUUUAUUCGUGUCCUAUUCAUAAAUCGUGCAAUACCUA